GUAGUCGUUCCACAAUAUAUCUGUCCACAUAUAAUCACUGAGACACAGAGGACAUAUCCAGUUGAACACAGUCGAGCUCUACAUAGAUGCAGAGUUAGGUUGAGGUCACAAUGGGAUCACUUGAAAAUGACAUCAAUCAAGAUUUUCAGGAUGCCAUUGAUGUAAUUCAGCGUCACUCUCAGAUACGACACUGUGAUAAUGAAAAUAAAUACUAUGAGAAUUUGGAAAGCCCACAGUCCUCCGUGAGACAUGCCAUCUCAUACUAUCAGUUCACACCUCAUUUUGAGCCUCCAGGACCGAUGUAUGACUGGAAUGAAUCCUCAUCAUGGUCUCACAUCGUGCCAGAUGUGUCUCUGGGGCCGUUGUGUUCUACUGAGCCUUCAGCGUUUUACUCGAAUUUACCACAGCGCCACGGAAAAGGUCGUAAGAAGUUACGCUUAUAUGAAUAUUUGCACGAGGCUCUACACGACGACAACAUGGGUGACUCCAUCCAAUGGACGGACCGAGGGAGCGGCAUCUUCCACUUCAUCUCAAAAAAUAAAGAAAAACUGGCCGAAUGCUGGGGUCAGCGCAAGGGCAACCGCAAGACCAUGACCUACCAGAAAAUGGCACGUGCGCUCCGCAACUACAGCCGCACGGGUGAGAUUGUGAAAGUGCGUCGCAAGCUCACGUAUCAGUUUAACCCAGCUAUACUGCAGCGAUUGAGCUCACUGUCAGGCUACAGCUCAGGCCCUUCGUCCAGAGACAUGGCCCUUCAUCAGCAAGGCUCUGCUGAGCACGUCUACUACAGCUCUCCUCUACCGGACUGUCAUUACUGGUAUGGCCAAUACUCUUACCAGGGCGACUAUGAUCUUGCUACUGUUCUGACAAUGCAUGAGGACCCCAAAAUUGGUGUUUCAGCUCAGUGAUUCCUGAAAUUUCUGUCUUUUACAAGGGAGAUUCUUUGAAAUAAACCUUGAGAAAGUAAAAAUGUUCAAAAUGCAUUAGAAAGGAGUGUAUGCAUGUAAUACUGGUUUUUGAAUGAAAUUAAUACAUUUAUCAGCGAGGAUGCAUUAAAUUGAUCAAAAGUGGCAGCAAAGACUUCCACAAUUUUACAAAAGAUUUCUAUCUCAACUAAAUCAUUUUUAAGAGAAUCACAAAAAAUCCUGCUAAAAUUCAGCAUCGACAUUGCAGGGAUAAAUUACAUUUGAAAAUGUAUUAAAACAGAAAACAGUUAUUUUAUAUUUUAAAUUGAAAUCAUAUUUUACAAUAUUACUGUUUUUUGUUUGUUUGUUUUUUUUGAUGAGCAUAAGAGACUUCUUUCAAAAACUUGGACCCCAAACUUUUGAACAGCAGUGUAUAUGUACAGUAAUAUUUGGACACUCAAAAUAUAUUAAUUAUUGCAUUAAAAAAUAUCAAACCAACUAACAUUUCUUUUAAAAUGACAGCAGAGCGAGCACUUUUUUUUUAAGCAAAACAUUUCAUAGAAAGUUUUUAAAUAAUUAAAAUACAAGAAAAAAAUGGUUCAGAAAAUAUUUUGAUAUUUUGUAUGCAAUUCUAUAACAUUAUUAUUAUGCAAGUGUCUUAUAUCCACAUACUUUUUGGUAUCACUCUACUGUUUGUUUCUAUAACAGUCUGUCUUCAUAUUUAUCUACUUUUCUCAACUUGUUUACGUCAGAUCAUUUGUUUUAUCACGCAAAUAAAGUUUCCUGUCUUGAAAAUCCCAAUGAAUUUGUUUGUUAAACUCUCCACUGUGAGACACAUACGCUUGAAGCCGCUGUAUAAACUUUGGCGCUGAUUUCUUUGCAAAUGCAUUGGGCCAAGCUUAUCUAAUUUCACAGAGAGUAGAUUGUUUGUGACUGCUUUCUGUGUCAUAUUACAAACCGAUCUCAAAUCACCUUCCUCUUUGUAAGAUAGCAAUCAAACACUAAUGUAGUGCUGCUGUAUAAUUUUCAUACUGGACAAU
Molecule: messenger RNA, 1945 nt
Organism: Onychostoma macrolepis
Lineage: Eukaryota; Metazoa; Chordata; Actinopteri; Cypriniformes; Cyprinidae
Gene: spic
Product: Spi-C transcription factor (Spi-1/PU.1 related)
Exons: 5
Coding region: 111-908 (265 amino acids)
Biological process (GO): cell differentiation; regulation of transcription by RNA polymerase II
Cellular component (GO): nucleus
Molecular function (GO): sequence-specific DNA binding; DNA-binding transcription factor activity, RNA polymerase II-specific
Source: RefSeq, a predicted model, not a curated record